Messenger RNA from Danio aesculapii, 3402 nucleotides. RefSeq names its product homeobox and leucine zipper encoding b (gene homezb). The transcript is spliced from 2 exons. Gene Ontology annotation, molecular function: DNA binding; DNA-binding transcription factor activity, RNA polymerase II-specific. Gene Ontology annotation, biological process: regulation of transcription by RNA polymerase II. The record is from RefSeq and is a predicted model, not a curated record. The coding region runs from base 445 to 2619 and encodes 724 amino acids. Lineage: Eukaryota; Metazoa; Chordata; Actinopteri; Cypriniformes; Danionidae. Gene Ontology annotation, cellular component: nucleus.
GACCGAACCUGUGACAGCUUUCUGGGUAAACUGUGCAACCCGAUGGCGAGAGCGAGUUACAGGGAGUGACGCUUUCACUUGCUUUAUUUUUCUAACAACUUCAACUCCUGAAAAAAAGAAAAACAAUAAAUUAACCCGCUGUGCACCUGAGCUGACUGUUUUCCACUUUUUCAUGCAUUUGUGCGAAGCCAACACGACAAGCUCUUCGGUUAGCUCACAGGCUAGCCAGUCUUUGUUCUGUACUCAGACCAGCAGUGUGGCCAUAAAUUAGGACUCAGCCUUCACUUCUUGAAUGUCGACUCCUUCUGCACUUAUUUUAUCCAGAUGAAACUCGUCCAUUUCUGAAGCUCUAGCACAUUGACUUGGCAGUGGGAGAAAUUUAGCCGUUAGCCUCAGUGCUCGCUUGUAUGAAUUGCGUCUUGGCUCGGUCGUUCAUAGGUUGCCAUGGAGCAGUGCGCAGCCCCGCAGCUCGAAAGCGCUAGCUCGCGAUCUUCACCUCCAGAUCCUGCGGGACAGCCUGGAGGAGAUGCCGCGGAGACGGCUAAGGACGCAUACGAGUGCAGGAUUUGUGGUUAUAAAGCUCAAGACGUUAAAUGCCUCAGCCAGCACCUGCACGCCGCUCACCCGGUCACCAGCCUGUGUAGCUCGGCGAUGAGCGAGAGAUCUAACGUUAACGUUUCCCGACCGGACAAGACUGUGGUGGGUCCAGACACACCGAGCGUUAACGGUGUCUUGGGCAAGAGCUUCGUUAAAGAUAAGCCAAUCACCCCUGAGGGAUCAGAAUCUGCUUCACUCCAGACUCCUGAUGACUUAAAUGAGACCUCGUCCUCUACAGAGGCCAGAGAACAAGAAGAGAAGAUGGACGACUCUCCUUCUCCUGAGGGAACACAGAGCUCAUCCCCUGAAUUACCUCAGGAGAAGUCACCCUGCUCCUCAGGAGCCCAGAAGAGGCCAACGGUGACCUCCGGCACAUCGACCCACAACCAGGUCAACCUGGUCUGUCUUCCAUUGGUCUCGGAGGGCUUAAAGCUGAUCUGGGUGCGCUCUGAGCAGGUUCAUGAACUGGAUGCCGUGUCAGAACUCGUGGAAGCGUUUAAUUCAUUUCCAUACCCCACAUCACAGGAGGCGAGUGCUCUAGCACGAAAGUGUGCAUUACCGCCUGACCAAGUGAAAGCGUGGUUCAUGAUGCAACGGGUACGUUACGGAAUCAGCUGGGCCGAUGAUGACAUCCAGGAGACGAGACGCAAGCUGUGGCACAUUCAGAAAAAAGCAACAAAUGACGAGUGUGUGGAAAUCGAUGAUGAUGAGGAUUGUUUAGCGGUUGAUAAAACGCAAGCUGUGCAACAGGCUUUUAUUCCACCACCUGUGUCAAACACCCAUGCAGAUCAGAGAGACCACACACCUAAACCCAGCCAUACUGUUCCUCAUCACAUCACCACUGACCAAUCCCACUUGCGUUUCGGGCAGAAUAAUGCUUCCCAGUCCAAUAAUGGUGUUCAGCACUCUCUCCCUUCUAACGUUGUGUACAAAAAUGGUGUGGGACAUGCACCCCAAGUUCCUCAAGUUAAUCCCAACUUCCAAAGUGAAAGUAGAAACGCACCACUACAAAAUACUGGAGUCCAGCUGAUCGAUACUUUUGGACAUCCAUCAUUUGUGAUGACGAAUGAGCAACCACCUGCGUUAUCAUUCCCUGAGCUCCCUGAGCUGUCACAGUCACUACACUGCUUGCCUGGGAAAAAAUCCAAAGCACAACUAAUGGCCCUGCGUCGCAGUUUCGUAAAUAAAUCCUGGCCCAGCGAUGGUGAAGUUCAGCGGCUCCAGAAAAUGACUGGACUCAGUCGGCGUGAAAUCCGCAAAUGGUUCGCGGACAGCCGCUAUCAGCUUCGUAAGAAUGGCAGAGCUUGGCUAAACAAGCUCGCGAAGCACAAUCGCUCAUUGCAGCUGAUGCAAAAGAACAGUCAGGACAACGAUGAUAUACCCAGUGUGGAUUUUGAUGAUAACGAUGAAGUUGACGACACUGAGGCUGGGUUUGAGGUUGAUGUGGAUGUGGCUGACAGCGAGGGGCCACUCAACCAAUCAAACGAGACCAAGGAUGAAGUAAGCGAUGAAGGCGGCGACUUAGACGACGGCAGCACUUCCACAAAACCGUUAUCAGUUGACGUUUCACCCUCACCUUCUCCUUCCCCAUCAUUCCGCCGCGGGCUGGUAGAACCCAACGUGCGACUCCGAAAGAAGACGAGGGAACAGUUGGAAAUGUUACGGCAGAGUUUCCUUUGCUGCCAGUGGCCCACAAGCGACGAUUACGAGAUCCUGCAGAAGAAGACAGGCCUGACGAGGACAGAGAUCAUCCAGUGGUACGGAGACACACGUUACCACGUUAAACACAAUCAGAUGCGCUGGAUGACCUCACAGGAGAGGGAGCGCAUCAUUGCGGCCAUAACGCAACAGCAGAAAAGAGGCGGGAAAUACUCGCGAGGAAGAAUCUCCUUCGAGAGCUUGAGCUCGGGCUUGAGUGUGGGUGAUUCUGCGUUAAUUAACGGCAGCAGCGCGAGCGGACCAGCAACAUGGAACGAACUUUAUAAUGAAAGUGCCCCAAUUGAGCAUGAGGGUGAACUUUGACCUGAGAAGUGAAAUCUGCUUACGAUGGCAUUUGUAGCUGUGCAGAUUGGUGGAAAGCAAAUUCCACAUCACUGCCAAAGAUGUUACAAAACCCCUCUUUUUUUUGACCACCUUUUAACCUGUAUGGAUAUUUCCAUCCCAAUGUAAUGCUAUGAUCCAGGGCCUUGUAGAACCUCUCUCUCACAACAUUGUUAUGCAAUAUGUAUCUCCAAAACUAAGCAUCUUACUUGAAUCAAAACAAAAUAUUUAGUAAUAGAAUAUGUACCUUAAAAGUAAUCGAAACCUAAAUUGUGUAUGGCAAGGCACUGAAUUACUGUAAAACGUAUUUUGUUUUGUAGCUUGUUCGAUCGGAGGUCUCUUCGUUGUGGUUCACGGUUUGACUCAACAGAGCGAAUGCAUGUGUGUUGCCAUUUUAAUGUUUGAGUUACACUUCGGGCUUAGAUAUCUAGAUGUUUGCUUUUACAAAGUUCAGUUGUAUUUAAGGUUCUAACAUAACAGCAAUCUUUCAGAUCCACGGCGUGCUCUGCAGAUUUGUUUCUGUGAUGGAAACAGUGAGCUGAUAUAAUACUACUUAAUUUAUGCGCUUGGUUUCUAAUUCCCCAAUCAAAUUAUGUGAUCUUUUUUAAUUAUUAUUAUUUGAAGACUAAUUAAUAUUAAGUAGUUUCAAUAUAAAUUUUAGUCUAUGCAUUGAGUGAGCUGACUAGAGAGACUGUCCUUUUUUUGUGCUGAAGCUUUUUGUACCAGUUUGGUUUUACUUAAUAAAUUGAUUCUAAAACAUCUUUA